Oryzias melastigma (Indian medaka) is the source of this 6600-nucleotide messenger RNA. RefSeq names its product solute carrier family 1 member 4 (gene slc1a4). Bases 134 to 1747 code for a protein of 537 amino acids. Gene Ontology annotation, molecular function: L-aspartate transmembrane transporter activity; L-threonine transmembrane transporter activity; L-alanine transmembrane transporter activity. Gene Ontology annotation, biological process: L-serine transport; L-glutamate transmembrane transport. The transcript has 8 exons. The record is from RefSeq and is a predicted model, not a curated record. Lineage: Eukaryota; Metazoa; Chordata; Actinopteri; Beloniformes; Adrianichthyidae. Gene Ontology annotation, cellular component: plasma membrane.
CAGCCUGUGCGCCGGAGCUGCCCUCUCCAAGCGGAGUGCGUGCGCAGACGCGCGUGUGUGAGUGUGUGCCUUCAACCCACGCUGCCUCUCACAUUUGUCUAGGAAAAAGCCAGCGUAAUUAAAGAAUUUGAAGAUGGGGAAAGCCAGCGAGAUCAACGGACACGCCAUGCCCAGCUCCGAGUCCACCGCCCGGAUCCUGGAGAAGAGCGAGGAGGCGGCGGAGGAGAGGAGCGCGGAGAACGGCUGCAGGCGGAGGCUGAUGGAGUUCCUGAGGAGGAACCUGCUGGUGAUCCUGACCGUGUCCGGGGUGCUGCUGGGCGUGGGGCUCGGGAUGGUUGUCCGCAACAUGAAUCUGACCAAAGCGCAGAUGACCUACUUCGCCUUCCCGGGAGAAAUGCUGCUCCGCAUGCUGAAGAUGAUCAUCCUUCCCCUGGUGGUCUGCAGCCUCGUGUCCGGCGCCGCCAGCCUGGACACCCGCUCGCUGGGGAAGCUGGGGGGCAUCGCCGUCGCCUACUUUCUGGUCACCACGUUGAUCGCCUCGGGGAUCGGGGUGGCGCUGGCCUUCAUCAUCAAGCCGGGGGUGGGCGCGGGAGCCCUGAACACCAACAACCUGGGGCUGGAGAGCGUGAGCAGCAACAAGGAGACCACCGACUCCUUCCUGGACCUGGCCAGGAAUUUAUUCCCAGCAAACUUGGUGGCAGCUGCUUUCCGUUCUUAUGCCACUGACUAUAAGAUGGUUUCUGUGGGGAACAACACCAACGGGACAACCAUCUAUCAAAAGGUCCCUUAUGGUACUGAAACUGACGGCAUGAAUAUCCUGGGCCUGGUGCUGUUUGCCAUGGUGUUUGGGGUGGCACUGCGUAAACUAGGAGAGGAGGGGGAGGAGCUUAUUCGUUUCUUCAACGCCUUCAACGAAGCCACUAUGGUGCUGGUGUCCUGGAUCAUGUGGUACAUCCCCUUCGGCAUCAUGUUUCUGGUGGGCAGCAAGAUUGUGGAGAUGGAGGAUGUGGUUCUUCUGGUUACCAGCCUUGGAAAAUACAUCUUUGCCUCAAUCCUGGGCCACAUCAUCCAUGGAGGCAUUGUCCUCCCCCUCAUCUACUUUGGCUUCACGCGGAAGAACCCCUUCAGCUUCCUGUCUGGUCUCAUCACGCCGUUCACCACUGCCUUUGCCACAUGCUCCAGUUCAGCAACUCUCCCCUCCAUGAUUAAGUGUGUGGAGGAAAACAACGGCGUGGACAAGCGCAUCAGUCGCUUCAUCCUGCCCAUCGGCGCCACCGUUAACAUGGACGGAGCGGCCAUCUUCCAGUGCAUUGCUGCCGUCUUCAUCGCUCAGCUCAACAACACAGAGCUAAACGCCGGACAGAUCUUCACCAUCCUGGUGACAGCUACCGCUUCCAGUGUGGGGGCGGCAGGCAUCCCCGCCGGCGGCAUCAUCACCAUCGCCAUCAUCCUCGAGGCCAUCGGUCUGCCAACAAACGACCUGUCCCUCAUGCUGGCUGUCGACUGGAUUGUAGAUCGCACGACCACAGUAGUGAACGUGGAGGGCGACGCUCUGGGCGCAGGAAUCCUCCACCACAUCAACGAGCAGGAGACGAAAAAGCAGCAGAAGCAGCCGGAGGAGGAGCUGGCGGAGGUCCGGGUGGACGUGGUGGCCAACGCCCAGGCGGAGGAGGAGACAUCGCCGCUUGUCAUGCGUCAAACCAAAUUCUUAGAGGUCACGCCGGAAGCUAUAGAAUCUGUCCUGUGAAGGCAACCAGACUUUGUUUCAUUUUAUUUGCCCUGACCAUGUACAACAGUUGUGAUGAUGGAGCGUCUGUCCAUCACUACUGUGAGCAGGAAGAGCUACAAAUCCUAUAAAAAAAAAAAACGAUGAUGGCCACAGAUCUUACUAUUUUAUUGGAGCUAAGGUUUAAAAAAAUCUGUUUAAAAAUGAUCCCUUCAGAUUAUAGUUUCUCAGUUUUAAGCAUUUUGCUUUAAAUUAAACAUAAAAUCUUUUAACUGUAACUUGACAAAAACAUUCCCAUAAAAGCCGGAGUUCUGUUUGUGUGAGGUAGAGUGUAAGACACAGAGUCUACUUCUUUGUAUUUAUCUUGAGACAGAGAAAGAAAACAAGGAGCAUUGAGAAUUGACUGACAAAUUCUGGUAAGUCAACAAUGUUCUCGAAAAGCUUUACACUGUCUGUUCUAACUAUAUUAUACAUUCCAUCAGUUGAUUUUAGAAGGAAGAAGCAAGUGUUCAGUUUUGAUUGUCUGCUUUUUGUGUAAUUAGCCAUUUAUUACAGCUUUUUUUGUAAUUCUUUUUUUUUUUUACUAUCUACAGUCAUACAUAGGGUACAUGUUGGCCUUUUUUUUGUUGACUGUUAGCCGCUAAUGUCAAAGCUGACAUAUGAUGGGCAGGGUGCUUAACCACAUAUUUAAGUUUCUUUUUUAUUUUCUCCUCACAAAAUACCAGAAAAUGCUGUGAAGUACUUUGAAGACAGAACCGCCUGGAUGUUUUCUGAUGUGUGAAAACCUGGUCAUGAUAACAUGGUAUUGGACUGCAAUCAAAACCACUGCUUUCUGUGUCUCUGAAACUACAACAAAAUGAGUGUUUUACAAGUUUACAUAAGAUGGCAGCCUGUUAUUGCCCCGCCCCUUCCUUUAAGAUGUCAGUCUGAAGUUAUAUUUGUUUGCAUCAACCUUUUUUUUGUCUAUUUUUCUUCUAUUUUAUAAUUAGAUCUGCACAAAGUUGAUGCAAUGUUGAAUGUUCCUCUUUUAACCUGAAAAGAAAUUGCUCCUGUUUUGGCUGCUAGCAUUAGCUUCAAACAAUGAAUUAACCUCACACACACUGGAAACGGUUAAUAUAUAUAUAAUAAUGGUAUACUGCAAUUGCAACUUUGGGCAUGUUGAUUUAUUGACGUGCUGUGCUAGCCUACUUCAAGGUUCAGUCGUUGUGCUGAUGUAAAUAUAAGUGUGUAUGAACUCACAUUUAGAUGAGUAUUUGCUAACAAACUAAUGAGCUCAACUAGCUAGCUAAGAUUAUGAUUCUUCAUUGAAUGUAGGCUUCAUUCAGGUUGUCCAGAAGUAAAAGUGGUGACUGGUUAUUGAGAAUACAACUAUGUUCACACCGGGCUAGGGACAUGCAUUUUUGAACAUGCAUAUGGCGUUCACACCACACACUAGCGCAUGUCGAACACCUACAGUUGGAAGAGGCUAGGUGCGACGCGUUGAAGCGGUGCAAAUCUGGCUCUAUGAUUUUUUGUUUUAAAGCUCUAUUUCAAUAUAUUAAAGAUUUGGUGUCAUAUUAUUAACCAAAAUUAAUAAUUUCUCCCCCACAACAAUUUUUUAGGUGGUUGGCCCUUCCAUGAAUUAAAAGGGACGCCGUCUAUAUCCCACUACCAAAUCUAAGUCCCUAACUGGUCAAAGUUCAACCUGGUUUAACUUUCAACAUGCAUUCUGUUGAAACCUAUUUUAUACAUAGAGCCCCCAUACUGUCCCAAAAAUGUAUGCAGCUAUGCGUGAACUUGCAAUGCCGAGUGUGGUGUGAGCGUAGCUUAACAGUUACUGUGAUUAUGCUGCUCAAAGUUAUAUUUGCCGCUGCAUUGAUCUAGGUUACAUACUUCCAUUCAAUAGCUGUUGCUAUGUUGUUGCUAUUAGAAGUGGCCACAGCAAAUUUUUGAUUCAUAAUUUUGAUUUGGCGUUAGAUUUAUGUUGGAUGGCCUUUCUGACACAGCCCUCUGCAUUUACCUGGACUUCUGUCUGGGUUGGACCCCUUAUGGUUUCAUUGAAUCCACUUCUUCAACCUCGUCUUGGGCUAACUGUUUAGCCUGUGCAGCUGAAGUUAAAAGUAUGAUAACAGUUAUAAUUGAAGCUGCAGGCAGCAUUGACGUGAAGAAAAACGUCAUAGUUAAGAUGUGUGAGGCUAAAAGUUACCAGGUCAGUGUUAACUUGCAACAUCCAUCACAUGCCAUGUUAGCUCCAGCUACAACUACCCAAACUGUCUUUUUGUGUUUUUUUGGCUAUCUUUUUAACUUUUGAUUGUUGAAGUCUGUUGUUCUCAAGGGAGGAAGUGUGUGUCUCAUUUGCUGUUGAGAGUUAAUGUUGUUAGCAUUAGCAAACACUUUACCUUGGUUUAUCUGGCCUUUUUAAAAAGGUCUAAUAAAACAGAAUAACAUUUAAGUGAUGGCGAAAAUAGGAUCUUCAGUAAAAAAAAAAAAAAAAACAACUGCAAAAAUGUCGCAAUUCAGGAGCAUGGUUGGUUCACAUCAAGGUGCAUUGGUGUGUGCAUGUUCUUCUGGUGCAUGUUUGGUAUACUCCAGCUUCUUCCCACACUCCAAAGAAUGUCCGGUCAUCUUCCUGUGAUUGGUGGGUUUAAACACCUUUAGGAGCGAGUGUGGUUGCUUGUUUUGGUGUGGCUCUGCGAUGGUACCAUCUCUGGUUGAUGAAAGCUGCAAUUCAAGCAGGAUGAAGAGAGUAUUUAAAAUGAACGAAUGGAUGUUUGGUGUUGGAUUUAUCUUUGUUAUACUCAAACACUGGACCAAAAUUUGAACUGAUUUUAGUCGGAUUUUUCAUUUUUUUAGAGGCUUGAAUCAACAUAUUAAAAAGUAUUAACUUAAAGUAUACAUUUAAAGAUAUUUCUUAAUGUUUCUUUCUCACUUUUUAACUGUAAUACAAGAGAAAUGCAAAGCAGUGCUUCAUGAUCUGCCACUGAUUAUUCGUUUUCUUCAUAUUUUUAUUCAGUCCUCAUAAUCAAGGGUGAGUUGUGGCUGCAAAGGUUUUAAAAAGAAAAAUAAGCUCCACAGGAUGUCUGUCUAACCACACCUGUUGCCAUAACUGAUGUCCUCACACUCUUGGAGGACUGCUUUGUGCCAAAUCUCACCUGGUUUACACUUUUACAUAACUGACAUUGAAGACAAUGCUGCCCUCUAGUGGCGAUGAUCCUAAAAGUGGUAUCAGUUUCUACUUAUUAGACGUGUUGAUCCACCUGAGAGUUGAACAGAAACUUCCACAACUUGGCUUUGUGAAACUGUUCUGUGAGGCAACUUUUCAUGUAUUUGCUGUUGCGUGUUGGAGAAGCUCACAGUGACGUGGUGAGGCUGCUUCAGCUGAGGAUUUCACUGUGCAUGCCCAGGACUUCUACUGGAAAAAGUCAAGUCAAGUGAAGUGGUUUGCUUGAAAAUAUCAGAUUUUGUCUUAAAACGUUUCAUACAUUUUAUAAAUGGAUCGGUUCAUUUUUGUGGUAACAUGUAUAUUUUUUGUGUGCUUCCCUCAUGUCUCAUCCAGUGUUCUGAUGAGGAGGAAAUUCCUCUAAUCCAUGUUGGCUCUCCGUUUGUUGAGGAUAUUUAAACAAUCAUGUGACAGCAGUGUGUUUCAGUUUGUUCAGAAGUUGUGUUAAAGUCCUUAAAGGAAAGAGGUGAUUUAAGGCACUUUGAGUUGAGAUAAUAUCUGAUGUUCUUCAAUGGUGUGAGUCAGUCUUCAUGUUUGAGCUGCAUUCACAUUGGAAUCAUUAGAUAACUGAAACCCUACCAGAUAAACCCCUGAAGUCUCCAAGAUGGAGGAAUAAGAUCCAGAUGUAAGAACCUUUAGUUCCAGAAGAGUUACCAGCUUGUGAGAAAUGAAAGACAAAACUAUGAGAAAAUUGAUCAUUAUUGAUACAGUGAAACUGAAAUCAUAUUAGAUUGGCACACAGUAAAUAUUUCAGAGUCUAUACAAAAUGUUGGUUAAACUAAAAAGAUAUUGAAUGUGUAUCAUUACUUCAAAAUAAUAAAACUUUAAGCAAAAGUUAAAAUUUGACAUAAAAAAGAAAUAUUUAAAAAAUUAAAAAAAUAGUUUCAACAUAUAUAAAGUUGAAUUUAUAUUACCAAUCAAGCUGAGAGAAAAGGUUUAAAGUUUUUUUGUUUUUUUUCUGCCAGCAGCUGUGAAUAAAACAUGAAUACUAGUUGAAAUCCAUUAAGGCAAAAAUGUAUUUGUAUUUUUCUAUCUUGAUCUGCAAGGCUCAAUGUGAAUGCUGCAGGAAUUUCUUUUUGCAACACGAUUUCUUCAAAAACAAUCUGAAAAUUGUCAUUUUUUUCAUAUAUGUGAAACUGGCCAAAUUCAAGCAAUACAAACUCAACCUAAUUUUUGCUUUUUUUCCAAAUACUUUGUAGUCGUCACAGCUUGACUGAGUCGCAUCUCUGAGCAAAAAUGCAGGAAGUGAAGGAUGGCCUUUGAGACACAAAAUGACCCAGUCUGACUUUUGUUAGCUGUCCUGUCUGUUGAAUCUAGACUCCUUUAUUGUGAAGGUGAGAGUUGAAAACAUUGAUCAGAAUUUCCUUACUGUUUUUAUGCCACUUAAAGUAUCUUCAUUCCUCUUUCUUCAACGUUCUGAAGCCCCUGUGAUGUGAGUUACAUCAGUUCAAACAGGCUGCUGGAACAGGAGGGAAUCCGCAUCAUUUUUACAUUUACUUAUGUUUGUACUGUUUGUACUUUUAACCCAGUUGUGUGUACACUGUACCUGCUCCUGUCAAUCAGCUGUUACAGCAUUGUGCUGUUUCUCUGUGAUCCGUGUCAGUUUUAACAAGGUUCUCUUUGCUGUUAGUUUUGCUUUUCUGCCAACAUUAAAGAAGAUUUCUGUUCUCCGUGA